GAAAUCAAAUCAGGAAGGUGAAAGUGAAGUGACAUUGUCAAUACGUCGUCGUAGAGUGAGGCUUAGACAAUUUGGGGGUAAACACAAAAGAACACACCUUUCUCUCUCCGAUUGCUUCCCUCUCAUCAUCUCUGCAAACACCAAUACCAACAAUUGCACCCUCCAUUCUGCAUUUUAGCAAACGUGACUGUGGAUUCUGGGCAGUGAAAUUUACUUGUUGGGCCCUUGCAGUAAGGAGUUCAGAACGCUAAUGCCAUGGCUACGAGGAAAGUUAUUGCUAUAUGUCAAUCAGGAGGUGAGUUUGUGACAGAUAAGGAUGGAUUAUUGUCAUACAGUGGAGGGGAUGCGUAUGCAAUAGACAUUGAUCAACAGACAAAUUUAAGUGAUUUUAAGUCAGAGAUAGCAGAAAUGUUCAACUGCAAUGUAAGUACGAUGAUUAUCAAGUACUUCCUUCCUGGCAACAAAAAAACACUUAUUACAGUGUCUAAAGACAAGGAUUUGCAACGCAUGGUCAGUUUCCUUGGGGAUGUUAACACGGUUGAUGUGUUUGUUAUGUCAGAGGAAGGAGCUGCUCGAAAUAACAAUUCCAACAUGCCUGGUAGUAGGUCAAGCAGGACAACUGUGUCGGAAGCCGUUGUUCCUGUCGUUGCUCCUAUUGAUGUCAUUGUUGAUGCUGUCCAAUGCAUUGAUCAAGUAGAGGUUGAUGUAGCUAAUGAUGUAUCUGCACGUUCUGUUUGUUCUGGGGGUAAUGAUGACAGUCAUCGUAAAGCUGCACAACAGUGGGAAAAUACCAUCACUGGUGUGGGCCAAAGGUUCAAUAGUUUUAGUGAAUUUCGUGAAGCAUUGCAUAAAUACUCUAUUGCUCAUGGGUUUGCUUACAAAUAUAAGAAAAAUGAUAGUCAUCGUGUCACCGUCAAAUGUAAAUGUCAAGGCUGUCCUUGGAGAAUAUAUGCAUCUAGGUUGUCUACCACACAGUUAAUUUGCAUUAAGAAAAUGCAUUACAAUCAUACUUGUGAAGGAUCUGCCGUUAAAGCUGGGUAUCGAGCAACUAGGGGUUGGGUGGGAAGUAUUAUAAAAGAGAAAUUGAAAGAUUCACCCAAUUACAAGCCAAAGGAUAUUGCUGAUGAUAUAAAGCGGGAGUAUGGGAUUCAGUUAAAUUAUUCUCAAGCGUGGCGCGCAAAAGAAAUUGCUAGAGAGCAGCUUCAAGGCUCCUACAAAGAGGCUUAUACACAGUUGCCAUUUUUCUGUGAGAAGAUAAAAGAGACCAAUCCAGGGAGUUUUGCAACAUUCACAACUAAAGAGGACUCAAGUUUCCAUCGUCUCUUUGUGGCAUUUCAUGCCUCAAUAUCUGGUUUUCAGCUAGGUUGUCGCCCUCUCAUUUUCCUUGACAGAACCCCUUUAAACUCAAAAUACCAAGGGGAAUUAUUGGCUGCAACUGCUGUGGAUGGAAAUGAUGGCAUUUUUCCUGUGGCUUUUGCAGUUGUUGACACCGAGACUGAAGACAAUUGGUGCUGGUUUCUGCAGGAACUGAAAUUAGCGAUAUCAACAUCUGAGCAGAUCACUUUUGUUGCAGAUUUUCAAAAUGGCCUAAAAAGUUCAUUGUCUAAUAUAUUUGAAAAAUGCUACCAUAGCUAUUGUUUACGUCACCUUGCUGAGAAAUUGAACAAGGAUUUGAAGGGACAAUUUUCUCAUGAGGCCAGACGGUUUAUGAUUAAUGAUUUUUAUGCUGCUGCUUAUGCCCCCAAAUUGGAUACUUUUGAACGUAGUAUUGAGAACAUUAAAGGUAUUUCUCCGGAGGCCUAUGAUUGGGUGAUCCAAAGUGAGCCAGACCACUGGGCAAAUGCAUUCUUUAAUGGAGCAAGGUAUAAUCUCCUUUCAUCAAAUUUUGGACAGCAGUUCUACAGUUGGGUGUCAGAGGCACAUGAGUUGCCAAUUACUCAAAUGAUUGAUGCAUUACGAGGUAAGAUGAUGGAAACAAUUUAUGCACGACGCAUAGAAUCUAAUCAAUGGAUUACAAAGUUGACACCAUCCAAGGAGGAAUUGCUACAAAAGGAAACAUUAGUUGCUCGUUCACUUCAAGUAUUGUUCUCUGAAGGUAGCACAUUUGAGGUCCGUGGAGAAUCUGUUGAUAUUGUUGAUAUUGAUAAUUGGGAUUGCAGCUGCAAGGGGUGGCAACUUACUGGUGUCCCAUGCUGUCAUGCCAUUGCUGUCUUUGAAUGUGUCGGUAGGAGUCCAUAUGAUUAUUGUUCAAGAUACUUCACAGUUGAGAAUUAUCAAUUAACGUAUGCAGAAUCUAUUCACCCUGUGCCAAAUGUUGACAGACCACCUGUCCAGGGUGAAUCCGCUGCUUUAGUUAUGGUAACCCCUCCACCAACUAAGCGCCCUCCAGGUCGGCCAAAAAUAAAGCAAGUUGACUCGAUAGACAUAAUUAAACGUCAGCUUCAGUGUAGUAAAUGCAAGGGACUUGGCCACAAUAGGAAGACGUGCAAAGUUUCAUAGUAUCACAAUUCACAACAUAGGAAUCUUUAAUCAUAUUGGAUAUCUGGGAGCUAUUUCCAACAACAAUAGAAAUUGAGAUAGUAAGAUACAUUGUAGUGGCUGCAUGGGAUUUGGUUCGAAUCUCCUAAAUUCCUUUGCUGAGUAUAUAGAGAUUGUCAAUUUGUCAUAUUAGUCAGUUUUUGUAUUAUUUUCUUUUCUCCUGUCAAUGUUGUCUUCGAGGGAACAAAUUAGUUGGUCCUGAGAAGUAAAUAUAAUUUUGUAUACUAUUUAGAUAGAACAGAAACCAAGAGUUCCAGAGUAGGAUUUGUUUCCUUGUUAUACUAUUUUCUGUUUAUUUAGUGGAAUCUAGUUCUGGGCUGAAGGUAUGCACUUAGAAGUGAACCUUGGCUUGUGGUUUUCUCAUAGAGCCAUCUUCAUGACGGGUAGAAGACAUGUACUUGUAGAGAUAUAUGUUGCAUACAAUACAAGUCUGCAAGAGUGCUCAUAUGAAGUGUCUUUUGCAGGCCUUACUGAAUGCCAAAUUUAUAAUCACAGUAGCUCUUGCUAUA
Vigna unguiculata (cowpea) is the source of this 3047-nucleotide messenger RNA. Its product is annotated as protein FAR1-RELATED SEQUENCE 4-like. Gene Ontology annotation, molecular function: protein binding; zinc ion binding. The record is from RefSeq and is a predicted model, not a curated record. Lineage: Eukaryota; Viridiplantae; Streptophyta; Magnoliopsida; Fabales; Fabaceae.